CGAUGAACCGAUAGCAGCUAUUUGUUUAUCGCAGCGCUGCAGCACCGCGACGAAACGAUCCUGGUGUCUUGGUGUGAAGAAGCAGAGAGCUCCUUUACUGCACCAGGAUCAUGCAGCCCCAGCAGCAUUUAAAGGAGCGAGGGCUUCUGGGAAAACUCUGUCCUGGGGAGAAGAAGCUGGAGGGGAAGACCUUCUACCUGGACAAUGUGAAGAAACGGCCGACAGCCCUGCUUUUGGAGGCCAUAUCACUUCUAGGAGGGAGAGUCGAAAGUUUCCUGCACAAGGAUGUAAGCUUCGUUGUGACUGGAAACCAAGAGGGCCUGAAGGAGGAGAAGUGUGCGGGUACCAAGGGAGAAGCAAAGGGGAACAGUGAAGAAACCAAACAGCCGAUUAAGCAGAAGGAGAGUGGCCUCAGCAAUGACAAACAGCGACCAGGAACCUCUAGACCAAUGGCUUGUGGCAGCCGAGGGAAGGCUCUGCUUGAAAAGGCCAUUCGCAAUAAUGAGCGACUGCAGGGGAACAGUGUUCUGUCCAACGCUCGAUCGUGGGGAGUGAAGAUUUUGUACGUGGACGAUGUCCUCUUUUAUCUCAAACAGCUGUCUCGAGAGAGCUUCAGUGCUAAACAUAAGAGGCUAGAGAAGGCUAACAGCAAGCAAGGUUCACCAGCUGUCAAAGCUGCAGCUCUGAGGUCUCCUUAUCUUAAAAUCGAAGACUCGAGCAGGAAAUACAAGCCUUUGCAUAUGCAGUCAAUGACGUUCCCUUCUCUGUGCUACUUGGGCCGAUUCAGUCCCUUUGAAUCUCCUCCUCCUCCUCGGUUUGAUAAACGGGCAGAGCAAGGAGAAAGUAAACCAAGGAAAAAGAAAGUUGAAAGCAGCACCCAGGACAAAUCCCAAACCCCGCUCAGUUGUAACCCUUCACCUUGGCGGCCACGCAAAAAGGACCUGUCUUACUGCGAAUGCUGUCAUCAGCCUUUCACUAAUCUGGACGAGCACUUACAGUCAGACCAGCACCGCGCCUUUGUGUUGGAUCCCUCCAACUACAGCACAGUGGAUCAACUAGUGGCCGAAAUGUCUCCGGAAUUCAACCCCAAUCCGCCUCAGGAAUCGGAAGAAAUGCUGAACAGACCACCAACUCCUUUGCCUGUCCAUGAUGUUUGCGAACUGGAGCCUCUUACUGAUGCUGAGACGGAGCACGCUGUUCAGGCCCUGCAGAGACAAGAUUCAGCAUUCAAUACUCACAUUUCCAGCCCUACUAGAGGUCCUCUCUCCUUUGGCCCUGCCAGUCCUUCACCAGGAGUUCAGCUUACCAUCCCAAAUCCAGCAACUCUACCUGCUGACACUCGGUCUUUCAAUCCUGAGACAGACUGCCAGUUCCCUGAUAUCCAACCAUCAAGCCCAGCCAUGCCUGUGCUGAAUGUUGAACCACAAACCCAGGACUUACCAAACUUACAGCCUGAAGCUCAGCUUAUCUCCCCCUGCCUUAGUGCUCCUUGUUGCCUCCCUGACCCGUACACUCUGCCUCCGGUCCUCAGCCCACAAGUCCCCUAUUGUUCCUACAGUAUGGAUGUACAAAAUCCUUACUCAGAGCCCCCUGUCCUCAGUCCUCAACAGUACACCGCAGAGGAGACUGUGGAAGGACAAACUUGUGAAAUGAACACUGCAGAGACUGUGUCCAAAUUUGUCUCAGCUGUCACAGAUCCUCUCUCCAGCCCACUUCCCAUCUCUGUGUCUGUGACCAAUGCAGAGGGAGCGAAGGAAUCAAACCAAGAAGCUCUUGUUGGACUCAGUGAACUCAGAUGUUCUAAACGAGGUCUGCAACGUGCCGCGCUGUCGUCAUGUAGAUCUCGUUCCCUCCCUCGACAGUCAACUGCGGCACCAAACCCCAAAAAGCGCUGUCGAUCCGCCAGCCCUGAGCAGAGCUGCAGCAAAAGGAGGAGGACAGUAGCAUUUAGGUGCAGUCGUAGCCCAACUGGACAAGGGCUUAAAUCUGCACAACCACAAAGUGACAAUAUGGCAACGACCGAAGACUGUUUAUUAUUUGACAAGGCCUCUUAUCAGAUAAGACAGCCUUGUCCUAAUUUAAAUGACUCUUCGACAUUUAAUACAAGCACGGUGGAUAUGCUUGGUUUGAAACAGACUCACACCACCUUUUGUUUUCCUACUGUACAGAAUUUCACUCAGGCACCAAACACAAUUGACUCCGUUCCCGAUCAGUCGUCAUGCCUGCUGUCCUCAAAAGCGAGGGUCUUUGAUCCUCCACAGGACUUUCCCAGCGUUAAACCUCACCGUGCGUUUUCCAGUCAAGACUCUCAGCGUUCGCAAUCGCACUCUACCUCGGUCUCCAUCGAGUCAGCCCUCAUCCCAGACAUGGCCACGCUGUGUCCGUCAUCAUCAGAGUCUGACUGGGACUGCGACCUGCUGUCACGGCUGGGUCCGACCACAGCUACGCCCCUGACGCCCGCCGAGCACAACUGUGAGCUCGACAAAGAACUGCUCCACAGGCCGUGUCCCUGGAUGCACGACACCAGCUACGAGUCGCAUCUGCACACCGUCCUUCAGCCGUCAACACCAUCCGCCUCAUUGUGCGGGGACGAAAGGGACCCUGCAGCAUUUUCAAGGACUGUGGUACAGAUUGUUGAGGUUCAGCACUGAUAAUUGUCCUGACUGUUUUUUUUUUUUUUUUUAAGAACUGGAAGAACCUCUACAUUAAAGAUGCACUUGGAGUAGCAAGUCUUUGACUUUGCAGCUGCGUAUCCUGCUGCGAGACAAUGAGCAGCACUUAAGCUCAUCAGGUCAACUGUACACUGAAAUAAUAUUUAAAACUUUGAAGUGACUAAAAUGUAAUAUAUAUAUAUAUAGCUGUUUGUAGACAUGCUAGUUUUUAAUUGUACUUUUUAAUGGACUAGAUGCUCAUUAAUAGAUACUGCAUUUUCCCAUGAAUUUAGAAUGUGUCCACAAUCAUUUUACCUCUCAACCUCUAAUUCUCCUUGUGCACAGACCCCUAAGAAAAAUUCUGUACGUCGGUGCUGACUAGUCAUUCAGCAGCCAUGUCCGGGAACACAGGGUGGUACUGAGAAUUUAAUGAGGCUUUCUGAAAGGGGGCAUUACUCAAUUACUGUAAGUGCUGCGCCUGGAUCGGAUCUCACAUGUGCCGAUGUUGAUGGUCAAACAGGCGAGGGGUUCGCAGAGUGGACGACUGACAACCUGUGAGACGCUCUGUCUGAUUAAUGUCAUACAGCUUUUCCUGCUUUUUGAAGGUGAGCCAAAGGACUCGCUUUGUCAAGGAGAUGCGAGUGCUUCACAGCAGUGUGCUGCAACUCCAGAGAGGUUUAUUAUCUUUACUUGACAGUCUGAGGUCACCUACCAUUAAAGCUCCUUAUUGCUGAUCAACUCAUCUCCUUUAAAACAUGUUACAUGGACAUUUAAAAUAUGAAUGCAGCAAAUGGAAACGCCACAUGAUGUCACUUUGUGGACGAGUAGCAAUUCUUUGAAAGGAAAAUGUGAAGAUUGUACAGUGUUUAAAUAAAUGUUUUUAACCUUA
Molecule: messenger RNA, 3540 nt
Organism: Stegastes partitus (bicolor damselfish)
Lineage: Eukaryota; Metazoa; Chordata; Actinopteri; Pomacentridae
Gene: dbf4b
Product: DBF4B-CDC7 kinase regulatory subunit
Exons: 12
Coding region: 111-2651 (846 amino acids)
Biological process (GO): regulation of cell cycle phase transition; positive regulation of nuclear cell cycle DNA replication
Cellular component (GO): Dbf4-dependent protein kinase complex
Molecular function (GO): protein serine/threonine kinase activator activity; zinc ion binding; nucleic acid binding
Source: RefSeq, a predicted model, not a curated record